AUGAUCUCCUUCUGUUAUUCCCUCAUUCUGUCCUUCCUCUCAUUAUCUGUUACAGUAGCUACUGCCCAGCAAAACAUUAGUGUUGCUCCAGGAGAUGCUGACCCUUAUUGUUUGGAUAUACCAAUAAGAAAUGUCACUUUUCCUAAUGAAAAAAUUCUACUGGACUCACAGAAUUACAGGUCGCUUCUUCUUGUUGGAGCUGAAGGAGAAAAUAGGACUUGGCUGACCAUUGAUUAUGAUGGAGGGGGAUCUGGUCGAGGUGAAGUUGCUUUUGCCGAUGCUUGGUUUGAAAGCAAUCAAGGAGUACAGUGCUUGUAUCGAAUCAACGUUUGUGCUAAUCUGAUCCCUGAAGGAUCAUCUUCAUUCCAGAGCAAUUGGUUGAUAACACAAUACAUUAAUAUUAGUGAACCAGGAUUGAACCAAUUAAGAAUUAACAUAACAUUCUCAUCAAAUUUGCAGUGUGAAAACCAGCAAUGUGGCCAGCAGACAUUUGAAGUGCAGACAUAUGAAACUAAUGAACCAGAUGAAAUGAACAGAGGAAAUAUCAGUUAUUAUUCAUAUGCUGGUGUUCGUCUGAUACAAACUGCUGUUGAAGGAGCUACAACUGACUCAGAGACAUUUGCUUGUACUGUCAUUAAUCGGAUUGUUGUAUUCUACAAUGUCUGCCCUUAUCAAAUAUUGAAUAAAGCUAUCUAUCCAGAGACAGUAGCUCCCCAAGGGAAUUUUGAUCCAGACAAAAAUGUGAAUGCUACUUGCAUUGAUAAUGCCAGUCCUGCAACACCAAAUAGUGUAAGUAUAAAGUGUAGGUUAUUAGGAGUGUGGAUUGGAUCAGCUUCAUGUGAAUGUAAUCCUGGAUAUGAGGCUAAUGAUACAGCUUGUCAAGCAUGUCCUGCUGGCCCGUACAAAUAUGACACUGACACUGACUGCAGUGAUUGUCCUGCUAACAGUGACUCAGUGCAUAUUGGAUCUUCCUACUGUCAGUGCAGUAACGGACACUAUAGAGCAGCUUAUGAAACUGUCAAUAUGGAUUGCACUGCACCUCCUGGCCCCCCACAUUCUUUUUCCUUUUCAUUCACUUCCACUAGUAUUAAUAUUACAUGGGGUCCUCCAAUCAACAAUGGAAACCGUUCAGAUAUAUUUUACCAUGUUAAAGUAAUGGACCAAUCUAAUGGGAACUUUGUCAAUUUUUACAAUACAAGUAACACCUUCUACCAACUAACAGGUCUCACUCCAUUGACUACUUACACUAUAACCAUCACAUCAAACAAUGGUGUCUCAGAUCAGGACAUGUCAAAUGAAUUAGGGAGACAGGUCUCAAUUAACGUGAAAACAACAUCUUCUCCGCCCUCAAGCCCUCAAUCACUCAUAUUACAAAGUUCACCAACUGGUCAACCUACUGUACUAACAUGGAGUGAACCACAGUAUCCUUAUGGUGUUAUCAUUUGCUAUAAUAUAUUAGUGAGUAAGUUCCUUGAUUCUGAUACUGCUAUUGUUAGAGGCAGUGUUAAUGGUACCACACUUCGAUAUGAUUUGAAUCAAAUUGAUCUUGUCUCUGGCCACUAUUUUAUUUCGGUACAAGCAGUGACAAUUCAUGGAGAAAGUGACCUAUCACCUCCCAUUCUAUACUUCAUGGCAACCAGUACUAGAGCAAGUUCUUCAAUUGUGACAACACUCUCUACUACAACAAGUAGUGGAACAUGUCCCUCUGUUGUGACCAUACCCUAUACUACAACAGUUAUUUCUACUGUCGGUCAAGUUUGUUCAAGCACAGCUGCAGUGUGUUCCACUAAUAAUGUAGCUGAAAGUUAUAGUGAACUGCGAAUUAUUUCAAGUGGUAAGCAUGGUAUUACUUUAUUGGAGCUAUUUUUAUUCAAUGAAUACAGUGUUGUUCAGUAUAUUAGGAGUGUUCCUUUUGCUGUCAAUAGUGCUUCACAUUGUGUCAGUGACCCUGUAUUGUUACAUGAGGAAUAG
Amphimedon queenslandica is the source of this 1971-nucleotide messenger RNA. RefSeq names its product ephrin type-A receptor 4-like. Gene Ontology annotation, molecular function: protein binding; transmembrane-ephrin receptor activity. The transcript has 8 exons. Gene Ontology annotation, biological process: ephrin receptor signaling pathway; protein phosphorylation; axon guidance. Gene Ontology annotation, cellular component: dendrite; plasma membrane. NCBI's taxonomy places the organism in Eukaryota, Metazoa, Porifera, Demospongiae, Haplosclerida, Niphatidae. Bases 1 to 1971 code for a protein of 656 amino acids. The record is from RefSeq and is a predicted model, not a curated record.